AUGUUCAAUCGAAAUACCAAUGGUGGGUUCCUUUUCGGCAACGCAAACACAUCUACACCAACUUCAACACCGACACCAGCUCCAAAUAGUCUCCAAGUACCUCAGAAAUCUGGAAAUCUCUUUGGUAAUGCCAAUGCAAAUUUAGGAGUCUCUACGCCAAGUCCCUCAGGUGGAUUAUUCGGCAAUUCUAACACUCAAGCUGGUGCUGGGGGCGGUGGAGGAUUGUUUGGAAAUCAAUCCACUACCAAUAAACCUCUUUUUUCUAACGGUGCCUCCACGACGAAUAAUACUGGUGGCUCUUCACUUUUUGGAAAUACGAAUACGAAUACAAAUACAAAUACAAAUGCAAAUACAAGCAACAAUACAACAGCUCCAUCGACAUUUUCAUUUGGUAACAAUGCAUCAAAGACCAACAAUAAUAGUUCUGGCGGACUUUUCUCGAAUAGUGGUAACCAACCAACAGGUGGCCUUUUUGGCAAUAAACCUACUGCUUCAGGAGGUCUAUUUGGUGGAAGCUCCGCUCCUCAACCACAGCAACAACAACCUCCCAAUGGUAACAUUACUGCAUCAAAUCCAUACGGAUUAAACAUCAACAAUAUCCCCAUUCCAUCUGUUUCCGACAUGCCUGCUCCAAUUACCUCCUCUAAGGGUAAUAAGCAGGGUUCAGAAAGUUCAUCAUCAGGCACCAGUGGCUUAAUAUCUUCUGGUUCCGUUAUGGAUGGUAAAAGGAACUUCUCUCUAUCCUCUUCCAGUCCUAGCAAUCUACCCACAACUACUUCGCUGCCCUCUUUUUCUCAUUCCAGCCUCGUAAAUAAACUAAGUGCAAGACUGAAAACCGUCAACCAAGCUUCUGCAGUUCAGGGUCUUUUUUCACCAUCUCGAAAUAAACUAUGGGAUAAUCAUGAAACUGGAGGUGUCCUGACCUCAAAUUCAUCCGAAUACAAGCCUACGCACUCUAAUAAUACCGUGCUACCUUCUAAGGGUCUUUCACCUUUCCCGUUGCAGAAGGGUGAAGUAUCAGACUUGAGGAAAUUGAAGAUUGAUCCAAAUAGGAGUGCGGCGAAAAAAGUGAAGUUGUUGUCAGGUAUGGCGGCAACUACUAAAUCGUUUGAACUGGACGAUGGAACGACUAGAAAUUGGGAUAUCAAGAAAUCAGAAAGCCGCAACUCUUCAGUAUCCAAUUUAAACAAUACAGAUACAGAUGAAUUUUCUAGUGCAGAAACAAAAGUUGAUGGAGAAGAAAAACCUGGUAAUACGAAGGAAGAGCCAAAGACUGAUUAUUGGUGUUCUCCAUCCCUCGAAAAGCUAUCUCAUCUGCCCAUGAAUCAACUUUCAAUUGUUCCUGAUUUUGUUAUCGGUAGAAAAGGUUAUGGUUGUAUCACUUUCAAUCGUGAGGUGGACUUGACGGCUUUUGCACCAAAUCUUGAAGAGGAACUAUUUGGUCGCAUUGUUGUAUUCCACCCAACAAAGACCGUUGAAGUUUACCCAGAAGAGUCUAAGAAGGCACCGAUUGGUCAUGGAUUGAAUGUUCCAGCUACAAUUACCUUGGAAAAUAUUUAUCCAGUGGAUAGAAAGACGAAGAAACCACUUAAGGAUGGCUCAAGGUCCGACGAAGUACAACUUUUGAUCAAAAGACUGAAAAAUAUGAGAGAUAUGGAAUUCAUUUCCUACAAUCCAUUUGGUGGUAUUUGGACUUUUAAAGUGAAUCAUUUUAGCAUAUGGGGGGUUGUAAAUGAAGAGGACGUUGAAGUGGAUACAGCAGAAGUGGAAAAACUGAAAAACGAAAAUAUGUCUAAUAGAACCCUUGCUUUUCCUAAGAACAAGAGAAAGUUAGUUCAAUCCAAUGCUCAAGGUUUUACGCAUUCUCCCAAAGAGAAUGGGGAUAGAACUCAAAAUGACCUGUUAGCAUUACAGGAUCAAAGCGGAGCGGAAGCAACAGAUGAAUUGGUCGAAGAUGAAAACGGCGAUGAUUUGUUUUUAGAGGAAAAGCCCUACGAACCUGAUGUUUCUGAACAAGAUUUUGCAGGAAUGGAAGUUGAACCCUCAUUGAAUGUAUCCACUGACUGGGUCACACAGCUGAAACUUGCUGGCUCUUCUUUACAAUCUAUUUUCGCUGCCCCUAAAGAUUUACUGGCACCAGGGAAUGAUGAGAUUGACAUGCUAUUUAACGAGUUUAAUCAGUCAGUGGAAUUGAAGAAGAAAAUUAAAAAAGAAAGAAAACUAACUUCUCCGUUGAAUUUUGCCAAAUUCUGUUGUGAUUCAAAAUUUUUGGUCAAAGAUAGUCAUGGUCCUGUUGGAGCCAAGCUGCAUAAUCUGCUGUUACCUUAUCAAAGAGAUGUAGCAAUCGUGAACUCCUUAUUUAGGAAACAACUCAAAGGGAGCGUUAUUAUGGAAAGACAAUCUAAUGCAUAUCCUGUGGUUACCCAGAAUUCUUUGCAAUUCAAAGAUGUGAUGGAACUACAUGGUCCAUCUGACCCGGACUAUCAAGUUUGGAAAUUGUGUUCACUUUUAUUCGAUGCCGUAGAUUUACCGGAUUCAUUGGACAAUGAAGAAGUUAAGGCGAAUUUGCUGAAAAAGGAGAGACACAGAUUGCUUUGUUCGUGGAUCGUUGAUCAAGUGCAGGAAGAAAUCGAUGCUAAGUUAAAGAAGACCACUAAUGCGCUUGACCAAAUAUUCUUAUACUUGGCAAAGAAUGACAUUGUUGGUGCUUCUCAAUUAGCUAUCAAAUCCCAGAAUGGGCACAUAGCGAUCUUGAUUUCUCUAUUGGGAUCAAACGAUCCCGGUGUUUGUCAACUAGCUUCUUUGCAGCUAGAUAAAUGGAACUCCGCAGGUAAUAAAGUUGAUUCAUCUGUGGCUCGUAUUUACCGAUUACUAACCGGUGAUUUGGUGAAUGGUUCAUUUCUAACAGCAGAAAUGAUGUCAGAAUUUAAUUGGCUGGCCUUAUUAGGCGUAGUCCUUUAUUAUGGUAAGAUCGAUGAAUUUUCCCUAGAAGAUCUCAUCAACCACUUCUUCAGGUAUUUCAAAAAACCUGAAAAUGACAUUUUCCUUAUCAUUCUGAGCCUAUUUAGUACACCAUCAUCUUCUGAAGCCCUGUUGAAAAAAUUAAAGUUAAAUACCACAGCGUUGGAAAGCCUUUUCCCUUGGUACUUUGCUCAGAUUUUGAGGUUUGGGACAGCCUACAAAUUUUCCAAUGUGAUCCUUGACCAACUCACUCUAACAUCUAUUGAAGAAUUGAAGUUUGCAAAUCUACACGAGGAGGCCUUAUUGGCAACAUGUUUCCUAUCCAACGAUUUUGUCGCUCAGCAACAGAUAGAUUCAUUGGUAUUCCAUAACAUCAAGAGAUUAAGCAAGUCUUCUAAUGGCUAUAUUUUGGACAGGCUUAAGAUCUCUACAAAAUUGAUUUAUCAAGCAAAGGCCCUUAACGACAAAUACAAUAGUAACUACCUGUCUGAAGCAAAACAUUUGUUGAAGGCAAAAUCGUUCGAAGAUGCGGAAAAAGUAAUUGUCACGCUGGUGGGACCUAGACUUGUAAUUCAGGGCGCAUCUACACGAUUAGAGGAAUUAGAAAUUCUAAGAACACUGUUGUCUUCUUUCCCCCAAAAUGAAAUGGAAAAUUGGGAAAGUGGGUUAGGCGUUUUUGACAAUUUCUUGAAAUUGAUUCUUGACAAAGACUAUAGGGAAGAACUAUUUUCUUCUCUAAUUAGUGGGCUUUCCUUGUUGCAUCAAGCCAACAGGUUUCACAAGGAAGUUCCUGUCUGUUGCAAUAUCAUGGCACAAGAAUUGGUAACCACCUUUAUCAACGAACAUGGUGGAAAACUCGAUGAUAACACCAAAGGGAAGCUACUAAGAUUACCUUUGGGCCAACCAGAAAAAGUUUAUUUGGAAUGCAUGUUGGCAAAGACUGUUUGA
Zygosaccharomyces rouxii is the source of this 3909-nucleotide messenger RNA. It is a transcript of the gene NUP145, whose product is annotated as nucleocytoplasmic transporter NUP145. Gene Ontology annotation, molecular function: structural constituent of nuclear pore. The record is from RefSeq and is a predicted model, not a curated record. Gene Ontology annotation, biological process: protein import into nucleus; post-transcriptional tethering of RNA polymerase II gene DNA at nuclear periphery; RNA export from nucleus. Lineage: Eukaryota; Fungi; Ascomycota; Saccharomycetes; Saccharomycetales; Saccharomycetaceae. Gene Ontology annotation, cellular component: nuclear pore cytoplasmic filaments; nuclear pore. The transcript has a single exon. The coding region runs from base 1 to 3909 and encodes 1302 amino acids.